AUGCCUAGUUGUCUAGUUUGUGGAAGAACGAACAAUGCCAAAGCUAAAUCGGCUAAUAUAACUUUUCAUGGAUUUCCGCUUAAAGACACUUACAAGAAUAAAUGGUACAAUUUUUUGGGAGAAAAUGGCAUACUACCUGAUAAAGUAUCAAAGACAAGUUUAGUUUGUUCAGCACAUUUUGACGAUUCAUUUUUUGUAAUGGGAAAUGGUAGAAGACUGUUACUUAAACAUGCUAUUCCAACUAAAAUUAUCAACAGAAUAAAAUGUGCUAAACAACAAUACUCAAAAACUGUAACCAACUUGCCUGUAAUUAAAACUUUUUAUACUAGUUCUGCUAGCGAUUCAGUUGACAAUAUUGCUUCUUUAAAUGUUACCAGAACUUUAGUAAAGUGUCCUUUGAGCAAUAUAGAGGUAGACGGAGUAUCUUUGUUGGAACCAGUUCAAUCAAGUUCUAGUGAAGAAGGAGUACUACCAUUAGACAAUUCUUCUGUAUCAAUGAUGAAUUGUGAAACAAUCACACCCAAUAAAAAUAUCUCGAAUGUACUUCACUCAUCCAUAGACACCGAGAUAGUUCCAGAUGACACUCCACGCAAAAUCGCAUUGAAAAAAAAUUUUCGCCAACUAUCACAUGAACUCACUAUCAGAAAUAUUAAAAUAAAAACCCUUCAGCAAAAAAUAAGGCGCCUAAGUAAAAGAAUUUCAUAUAGGAAGAAUAUAAUUUCCGAGCGUCAAAAACAAAAUUUAAUUGACGAGGAAGCCAGUUAUACCCUGUCUGAAUCUUUUGGAUUCAAUGCUACACCACUGUGA
Macrosiphum euphorbiae (potato aphid) is the source of this 807-nucleotide messenger RNA. NCBI's taxonomy places the organism in Eukaryota, Metazoa, Arthropoda, Insecta, Hemiptera, Aphididae. The record is from the annotation of a GenBank genome assembly.